AUGAUCACACCAGAUCCCAAUCAACACAACAACGGUGAUGCUAUUUACAUUCUACAUGUAAAAGAAAACAACAUUCCAGUAUCUCAGCCGCCUGUUGUUUACAUGCAGAAACGAGUCGUACGUGUGGCUCCAAUGAAUACCGCCGGUAAUUGUUUAACUCCCACACGAGAAACUCAACAACAAUAUCAAUAUCAAUAUCAUCAUCAUCAUAUGAAUAAUUAUAAUAAUACCCCACCCAAAUUACUCCCAUCCCCUUCACACACUUAUCAACAACAGCGAUCUCCACAAAUUCAACGAUCUCCACAAAAUCAACAACAACUAUACACUCAACAUAUGAACGGAAGAGCCUCAACUCCACAGCGGAGUGGUGUUGGUGUGUAUCCACCGCCGUUAUUAUCACCACUACCACCACCAACAACGGCAUAUCAAUAUCAUGAUGAUAAUGAUAAAGAUAAACAUAAACACUGUCAGUUAUUACCGGCAUUAAAACGAAAGUUAACUUCCACCAAAUCAUCCAAUAAAAACAAGGAUAAGGAUAAAAAUAAAAAGGGUAUUAGAAAAGAAGGCUCAUCCCCACUGGGAUUGAAUGGUCGUUGUUGUAUGUGCCGUAAAAAACAAUCUGUGUUUCUAUUGGAGCCCUGUCAUCAUCUCUGUUUAUGUGAAGAGUGUGCACCGCAGCUGAAGGGGCGGAAUUGCCCUUGUUGUCAUUAUAUGUUCACAAGGAUUACACGUGUGUAUGGCACUUAA
Molecule: messenger RNA, 747 nt
Organism: Trypanosoma theileri
Lineage: Eukaryota; Euglenozoa; Kinetoplastea; Trypanosomatida; Trypanosomatidae
Exons: 1
Coding region: 1-747 (248 amino acids)
Source: RefSeq, a predicted model, not a curated record